AUGUCUGAUCGAGCUCACUAUGAAAAGCUCAAACGAGAGCUUUCAGAGGCUCUGGAAGAGCGUCAAAAACAAGAAAAGCGAUUAGAUCAGUUACAACAGGAAAUCUUUGAUAAAGAGACCGAGUACCUACAGGGAAACAGCUCUAGUCAGCUUGGGAAUAUUGUCAAAGGGUUUGAUGGCUUUGGGAAGCACUCUCAUGACACUCCCAGCGCUUUUACAGAUAAGGACAGAAUAUUUUCUUUGAGCAGCGCAUUGUUCGUGAAGCAGCAAGAGGGUGUUACGGAGGAGGAGUAG
Lachancea meyersii CBS 8951 is the source of this 294-nucleotide messenger RNA. NCBI's taxonomy places the organism in Eukaryota, Fungi, Ascomycota, Saccharomycetes, Saccharomycetales, Saccharomycetaceae. The record is from the annotation of a GenBank genome assembly.